AUGAAUAUUACAUAACUAGAACUCUUUAAUCAAGCAUGUCAUUAAUAUAAGGGUAUGGUCAUUUCUUCUGAUUUCAUUCAGGCCGUUCUUCUAAGUAGAUAUCAAAUAACUCCUGCUGAAUUUUUGAGACCAUUUUUACCUAGAAAAUUGUAAAAAUUGAAAUUGGGAUUAAGAGAGAAAGAAAAAGAGCUUAAUAUAAAAUUAUUAGAUUUAAAAGAAUAUGAUUAGAUUGGUAAUGUGAAGUUAGAUAAAUAUUCACGUUUAUUGUUGGAAGAUGCUUAAUUUGUGGAUCAAGUUUAAAUUUCAAGAAAUUGUAGUAAACAAGUAUUAGAUCAAAUUUGUGAAUAAAAUAAAAUGGCUGGAUUUUAGUAAUUGUAAUAAGUAAUAGGAGAUUGCUUAGGAUACUAAUAUCAUUAUAAUUUUUUAGAUCAUCCAAUUAUAUUAUUUUAUGUAGUAAGUGGAUAAGAGAAAAAUUUAAUAAAUGAGAUCCACAAAAUAAGAAAUGAUUCAAAUAAUUUGAUAAAGAUAAUUUUUAAAAAUAAUCAAAGCGAUUUAGAUAUGGUGAGUAAAGUCAUAAUAAUAUUGAAUGAUGCUUAGGAGGUAGUACAAUAUGAAUCGUUAGAUUUGAUUAACAGAGAAUUUGGUAAAUUCAGAGCUUAUGCUUUGAAGUAUAAUCUACCAAAUCCAAUAGAGUAAACUCAUUGGUCCAGAUUUGCAUAUCAGAGAUAUAAUUAUGAUGGAGAAGUUCCUAAGAAUCCUUUAGGAAUAUUAGAUGAAUAAUGGACUAAAAUAUAUAGAUAAAUAAUUGAAGAAGUCGUGUUAUAAUCAGCAGUUGUGAUGUUAGAGAGAUAAAUUAAUUUAUAGACAUAACAAUAUUUAGAAAUGAAGUAGAAAACAUUUGAUACUUUUUUUACAAACAUUUUUACUACAAGAACUGGAUAACCUACUGAAACUGAAUAUAAGAUGACUCAAAGAGAGUAACUAUUAAGGUUUUUGGGGGAUAAUCAUUAUUUAAUGAAUGAUUAUGAAAGUGCUGCUACUUAUUAUAAAGGAUUAAUAUCGGAACUUAAAAAUAAUAAAACAAACACCACUAUUGCUACUUUGAAUGCAACUGAAUAUUAUUUGUAUUCUCGCUUAUUAGCUUAAUAGAAAAUAGAUAAUAUUAAGAAUAUUUUUGAUGAAAUCUAGGUUGGAUAUCAUAAAAUAGUUCAUUUCCCAUAUAUGUUAAGAGUAAUGUUUUUUUAUAUCAUAACAAUUCAUAUGUUUGGAAAAUAUAAUAGAGAAUAGAUCCUUUUUCUUUAGAGAUUUCACCGUUAUUUUAAAGAUUUAGGAAGUAAUACAAAAAAGGAUUAUUUCGUAGUCUAUUAAAUUUUAGUUUACGAAUAAAUUGCAUUUAUUCAUUUAAGAUUAGAUCCUCCAGAAUUUAGAAAGUUUGCUCAUAACUUAACUUUAGUUGCUAAUAAAUAUGAAUCUGAAAAUUUUAAAAAACAUGCAUUAAGAUGUUUUAAAAUAGUUGAACAAUUGUAUUAGCAAUCUAAAUGGGUUCCAUUAUUAUUUUGGUUGGAAGGACAUAUCGGAGCUAAUUGUUUGGAGAAUAAGAAAAUUCAAGAAGCUAUUGAUUCAUUUAAAUUGGCAUUCAAUCAAUUAAAUGAAAGAUAGCCAAUAGAAUUACAUAAUCAAUUAGUUGUUGAUUGGAAAAAAGCAUAUACAUCUAUCGAAUAAUUGUAAGAUCACAGAAAAAAAUAUUUUACCUAAUCCAAUACUAAUUUAAAAAUUCCAUAUAUAAAAGGACCUGUAGAUAUGUUAAGCCAUGGAUAAGAUGUACUUGAUUCUAUAGUUCUUACUAAUAUCAAACAAAAAUUUAAGAAUUUAUGGAAUACAGUUUCAAAAAAUGAAUCAUUUUUUGAAGAUGCUUCUAUCAGAAGUUUUGACUCUCUCUAUUUGGAAGAAAGAAUUGCAUGUUUCAAUAAAACUCCUUGUAUAAUGAAUCUUGAAAAAAUAUCAGACAUAAUCGAAAAGAUUAAUAAGUUUGGAAGACAGUGUUUUGCUGAAGAUACAAUAACUUUAAGGUUUUUCAUAAAUUUACCUUUGAAAGUACCUAGUUAUAUUAAUGGUUUAUAAGUUAUGUAUCAAUUUUACACAUUAAAAGAGAAUCUUUUGGAUUUGGAUAUAAAUAAUGAGAAAGAAUAUGUACUAACGAAUAUAACAAGUUUAGAAGUGAAAGAUAUUCCUUUUUAGAGAGCAGUUCAAGAAUACAUAGAGGUUUCUAUAACACCUCCAUAAGCAGGAUAUUUAAUAAUAACAGGUUUGUAAUGGAAUUUCAUAAAUAUUCCUGCAUAAUUGUUAAUUAAUUAUGAUGCAAAAGAUUAGUCAAAAAAGAAGAGUGUAAAUUUCUACAACAAGUUUAAAGUGUUUCCUAAAUUUAUUCCAAUAGAUAUAGAGUAUUAUACAAAACCGGUGAUAGCUUAUGGUGAAAUAAGACCAAUUCUAUUUAAAUUUACAAACAAGAAUCCUGAGGAGAUUGUAAUUCACAUAACUCCAAUUAUUCCAUAUCAUUUUGGUUUUGAAAAUAAGAAGAUAAUUUUAAGUGCUUUUUAAGUUUUGGAAUAUCAAUUUUAUUUGAGAUGCAGCUUUUAGGAGGAGUUUGUAGGAUAAUUAUUAUUUAAGUAUUAAUAAGGUUAGAGUGGUGGAAUAAGAAUAUAAAAAUUAGAGAUUCCAAUGAAAGUGGAUCCAAGUUUCAAAAUAUCAUUGUAGUCAGAUCUAAUAGUGGAUUAUUGGAAAUUUACUUUAUAAGUUUAAGAUUAUUUUGGAGGGAAGGGGAAUCUUAGAUUCGAUAGGAUUCUUUGCUUGAAUGAGAAUUGGAAAUACUUUGAUAUUCCUUAUCAAUCAAGUGGAGAUCCAUUUUUAUUGACAACAUUUAAGUUAAAGAAAAUAUAGACAAAGGAUUAUAGAUAUGAGGAAUAUCAAAAUAGAUUGAAAGAACGGUUUUAUAGGGAAGGUGAUAAUUUUAAUGAGAUUGUUUUGGAUGAUUAAGGAAUUCCUGGAGAUGUUGCAUUAGACUUUGUGAAUUUGGAUAUACAGCAUUAUUUCAAUGUUUUCUAUCAGAAAUUGUCUAAUUAGAGAAUGGAAGAAUUCCCUCUUUUUAUAAUAGCUAGAUGGACUUAUAGAUAUGAGGAUGAAAUAAUUUAUGGAUUACAUGAAUUACCAGUUCUACAAUAAAAUUAUUUACACAGGGAUGUUAAGGAAUUUCCAAUGUCUUUUUAAAUAUCUGCUCCAUUUGAAGUUUAAUAGUAGAAUAUGAUAACAAUGGUUCCUAUUAAGAUAAGCUUUAAAAAUACAAAAUAUGUUGAGCCAAUAAGUUUUACAGUGACAUUGUUUAAUGGGGAUGAACCUUUGAAGUACAAUAAUAUUAUUAAUAAGGUCAAUUAAUGACAUUUAAUAGCCAUUCUUCUUAUGGGAAGGUAUUUUGCAACAUCAAAUUACAUUGAAACCUUAGGAAAUGAAAAUUUUGAAUUUGGAAGGAGUGUUUACUGAGAAAGGAGUUUAUGAUUUGAGCAGAUUUAGGUUGACAAUGCAUAAUAAAUAAUAAAACGAGUAUUAUUCAAUUGAUCAUGAAACAGUUAUAAUAAAAAUUAUAUGAGAUUUAUU
Molecule: messenger RNA, 3648 nt
Organism: Paramecium sonneborni
Lineage: Eukaryota; Ciliophora; Oligohymenophorea; Peniculida; Parameciidae
Source: the annotation of a GenBank genome assembly